AUGUCGUCUCUCCAAAAGGAGCAACCCACCACUCAAGAUGAAGUUACAGCCCCUCCAGUAUCCACAAACAAUAGGAAACGUCGCGUGAUACUCGAUGAAUUCAAUUUGGACAUGGUGAUCAAAAUCAUAUCUUCAAAUAUUGUAUCGCCGAUCUUUGUCAUUUUCUUACCAAUCAUUCUUCUAUCUCAAACCUCAUCUUCUCAUCCUGCAUUUAUCGGAUCCUGUAUAUGGACAGGAUUGAUCGUCCUCUUAGGUAUAUGCAAUCGAGUCGAUCGGGUGUAUAAAUCAGGUGGGAACUGUUUAUCCUACAAUGAGAAGUUGAAUUGGGACGAACAGAUUGUUUUGAUUACUGGAGGUGGAUCAGGCAUAGGAGCACUGUUAGCCGAAACUUUAGCUAUGAGGAACGUAUCAGUAGUAGUAUUGACUAAAGAUCCACCGAAAAUUCAAACAGAAAAUACGAAUAUAUAUACGUAUAUAUGUGAUGUAUCGGACUACAAGAAUGUUCAAACCAUCGCUGCGAAAGUGAGAGAAGAGGUGGGAGAUCCAACGAUAAUAAUCAAUAACGCAGGAGUGGUUAAAGGUAAAUUGCUACUAGACCUAACAGAGCAAGAUGUGAGAGAUACUUUCGGAUCAAAUGCAUUAGCCCAUUUUUGGAUAUUGAAAGAAUACCUUCCUGCAAUACUGAAAAGAGGUAAAGGUCAUAUCGUCACUGUGUCAAGUGUUAUGGGUAUAGUAGGAGCUGCACAAAUGACCGAUUAUUGCGCUAGUAAAGCUGCUUUGAUAAGCUUGAAUCAAUCAUUAAGAUUCGAAUUGGAUAAUCGUUACAAAACACCUUUGAUCCGUACAACAUUGAUCUUACCUUCAUUCAUCCAAACUGAAUUAUUCUCAAAAACGAUUUUCCCAAAUUCGUAUUUAUUCAAAUUCUUUUGUCCACCUUUACAACCCAAUCAAAUUGUAAAAUCGAUCGUCCAUUCAUUAGAUGAAAACGUUUCUUCAACUAUCCGAUUACCGUUUUAUACCAAUGCAGCUAGAUUCCUGGGCGAAGGAUUCGGUUUCAUCCCUUGUUGGUUAAGAGAUACUAUACAACAUAUCGCAGGUGCGGAUCAUGCAAUGAGACAUUAUGGUCCAAGACCUGAUGCAGCUGAGAAAUUACAAUUGGAAAGAGAACGGCUCAGAGCAGAUAAAGCCAAAUGA
Molecule: messenger RNA, 1194 nt
Organism: Kwoniella shivajii
Lineage: Eukaryota; Fungi; Basidiomycota; Tremellomycetes; Tremellales; Cryptococcaceae
Exons: 10
Coding region: 1-1194 (397 amino acids)
Molecular function (GO): oxidoreductase activity, acting on the CH-OH group of donors, NAD or NADP as acceptor
Source: RefSeq, a predicted model, not a curated record